Mytilus trossulus (common blue mussel) is the source of this 738-nucleotide messenger RNA. RefSeq lists its product as uncharacterized. The transcript has 2 exons. The record is from RefSeq and is a predicted model, not a curated record. NCBI's taxonomy places the organism in Eukaryota, Metazoa, Mollusca, Bivalvia, Mytilida, Mytilidae. The coding region runs from base 1 to 738 and encodes 245 amino acids.
AUGAUGCAAAAGGAGACAGCAACCCAACAGCACAAUAGCAGAAUAUGUGGACAGCAACACAACAGCACAAUAAAACCAAAGAAUGCUGGAAUAUGUGGACAACCCAACAGCACAAUAAAACCAAAGAAUGCUGGAAUAUGUAGACAGCAACACAACAGCACAAUAAAACCAAAGAAUGCUGGAAUAUGUGGACAGCAACACAACAGCACAAUAAAACCAAAGAAUGCUGGAAUAUGUGGACAGCAACACAACAGCACAAUAAAACCAAAGAAUGCUGGAAUAUGUAGACAGCAACACAACAGCACAAUAAAACCAAAGAAUGCUGGAAUAUGUGGACAACCCAACAGCACAAUAAAACAAAAAAAUGCUGGAAUAUGUAGACAGCAACACAACAGCACAAUAAAACCAAAGAAUGCUGGAAUAUGUGGACAGCAACACAACAGCACAAUAAAACCAAAGAAUGCUGGAAAAUGUAGACAGCAACACAACAGCACAAUAAAACCAAAGAAUGCUGGAAUAUGUGGACAGCAACACAACAGCACAAUAAAACCAAAGAAUGCUGGAAUAUGUGGACAGCAACCCAACAGCACAAUAAAACCAAAGAAUGCUGGAAUAUGUGGACAACCCAACAGCACAAUAAAACAAAAGAAUGCUGGAAUAUGUGGACAGCAACCCAACAGCACAAUAAAACCAAAGAAUGCUGGAACAUGUGGACAGCAACACAACAGCACAAUAUAA